Messenger RNA from Patella vulgata (common limpet), 1811 nucleotides. RefSeq names its product monocarboxylate transporter 12-B. Gene Ontology annotation, biological process: monocarboxylic acid transport; transmembrane transport. Gene Ontology annotation, molecular function: monocarboxylic acid transmembrane transporter activity. The record is from RefSeq and is a predicted model, not a curated record. The transcript has 7 exons. Bases 161 to 1810 code for a protein of 549 amino acids. Lineage: Eukaryota; Metazoa; Mollusca; Gastropoda; Patellidae.
AUUUCGUCAGUCAGCUGAGACGGGUAAAUGUCACGGAUUAGGCUUGAGUAUUUAAACGUAAAAUCAACCACAUGCGUUGUUAAACAUGUGACUACAAUGAUAAGGAACGCUUCCUGUAACAAAAAGAUAACAAAGCCAUGUGAUUGACAUUUUAACAAAAAUGACAAAAACUCUGGAAGAUACGGUAGUACAUGACAACAGCACUGACAACAGUCAUCAUGACUCUGUUGGAGAUUCCCAUGACAACAGCACCGAUAGCCUUAACCUUUUACCCAAAGUGACGUUCAAUGUUGGAGAAGAUGACAGUAGCUCAGUGGGAGAGAGAGCGGAGAGUGUAGGAGAUGUUAAACCAGUAGUCAAGGAGAAAGCUCCUGAUGGAGGUUGGGGAUGGUUUGUGGUGCUAGGUAGUUUCUUGGAACAUAUUAUUAUGGGUGGGUUUGAGAGAUCUGAUGGUAUUCUGUAUCUGAAAUUAAUCAAACAGUUUAAUGGCAGUGCGUCUGCUACAUCAUGGGUUGGUUCCCUUACUUCCACAGUGAGACUAAUGCUUGGACCGUUAUCAAGUGGUUUAUGCGCAAGGUUUACGUGUAGAAGUACUACAUUUGUCGGAGCAAUAUUGAUGAGUCUAGGUGUUUUACUCAGUGGCUUAGCACCAAGUUUAGGCUAUCUGUAUCUUACUUAUGGUAUAAUUGGAGGAUUUGGACGUAGUUUAGCAUAUGCUCCCGGGUUGAUUAUAGUUGGUAUAUAUUUUGAUAAGAAACGUGGAUUAGCUACUGGAAUUGGAUCAGCUGGCGUUGGAAUGGGAACAUUAAUCAUACCUUUAGCGUUUGAAUAUGUUUUUGAAGUGUUUGACUAUUUUGGUGCGUUUUUAAUCCUAAGUGCCAUUCCAUUAAACCUGUUUAUUUGUGCCAUGUUGUUCCGGCCUCUUCAUGUCCAUAGACAGAUUGUCCAGGCAGGAUUACGGAAAACUUUAUCUCAAAAUACUGCGCUCCGUCUAGAGGAAGGAAUACCACUUUCACCAACUGUGGUUACCUUGGAAACAAAUCAGACUGGAGAAGAAGCACCAAGACAACAAAAUAUUUUGAAAAGAUUUUAUCAAAAGUAUAUUACAUCUAGUGAAACGGAGAAAAAAAAAUCCCAAAAAUUGUUUGAAUUCUCACUACUGAAGAUUCCAUCAUUUUUAUUCUUUUGUAUUGGAAUUGCAAUUUUCACAGCAUCAUUUAAAUCCGCGUUUACAUUUUUACCAGCUUUAGCCAAAUCAAAAGGUUGUUCUGAAAGAGAGGCAGCUAUCAUGUUAUCGGUAACAGGGGUAGCAGAUGCAUUUUCGAGAAUAAUAUCAGGAUAUAUUCUAGAACUGAAGCCAGUAAAACCAUUCCGUCCGAUUAUCUACAAUUCGUUGAUGUUUGCAGUUGUUAUCGUGUCCAUUUUGUGCCCGUUUGCUUGGGGAUUUGUAAGUUUUUGUUUGCUAGGAUGCGCGUAUGGUUUAAUAACUGGAGGAUACAUCAGUCAGAAAUCUGUGAUUAUCGUGGAUAUUCUUGGAGCUGAUAAAAUUACACAUUCCUUUGGUUUGAUGAUCUUCUUUCAAGGUAUAGGAACCCUGAUUGGUCCUCCUUUAUCAGGCGCAUUAAAAGAUUUUUUUGGAGCAUAUGAUGAAGUUUUCUAUUUUUGUAGCGGAUUGAUGUUUGUCGCGGGACUAGUGAUGAUUGCGUCAAAUAUCUGUCGUAAUCUACAGAUUAAAAAGGAUAAGAAACUAGAACGUGCUAUAGAAGUGACAGAAGAUGAAAACAAACAGGUUUUACCUCUGAAUGAAUGAA